GCUGGGAAAGUAUGGCUGAUCCAUGCACUGCCUUUCUUAAACUCGCCUUCAUCUUCAUUGUCAUUGGCUCAGUACCAGAACUGUGUGGAAGCAAGCAAACUUUCACUUUUGUAAAUUACUGCAAUGAAAUAAUAUGGCCUGGGAUAACUCAGAAUGACAACUUCACUAGUGGUAGCUUCACGUUGAAGCCAUGCCAAUUACAAUCAUUUACUGCUCCUACUGGAUGGAGUGGCCGGAUAUGGGCUAGAACAGGCUGCAACUUUGACAAAAACGGCUCUGGCAAGUGCCGAACAGGUGGUUGUGGUACUGACAUAAACUGUACCACCCCAGGAAGCCCACCCACGACGCUUGCCGAAUUCACCCUUGGCGACCGUGAUUUCUAUGAUGUUAGCCUUGUGGAUGGGUUCAACGUGCCUGUAGCAGUGCAGGCUGUUAAUGGCACAGGGAACUGCAGCAGUGUAGGUUGUGAUGGAGAUCUGAGGAAGAACUGCCCGUCGCAGCUAGCCAUGAAGGACGACGGCAAAGUUAUUGCUUGCCGGAGCGCCUGUGACGUCUUCAAAACUGAUGAGUAUUGUUGCACAGGGCAGCAUGGAAAUGCAGGAACAUGCUUGCCUUCAAGCUACUCAAAGAGUUUCAAAUCUGUGUGUCCUGCCGCGUACAGCUAUGCAUUUGACGAUCGAACAAGUAUUAUAACAUGCUCAGGAGCAGAUUUCGUUGUGACAUUUUGUGGAUCCAGGAAUCAAACGGUACCCACCUCCCAUGACAAUCAACGUCAAUGUAAGGCAUCAAAAUCAAAAGCUUAUAAAGCCAUACCUCAGAGCUGGUGGGUCAUGAUGAUGCCAUUGGCUUUCAUGUUCAGUUCAUGGAUCACAUCUUAGCAAAUCAUGCUUGUUGAAGAUCUUUUCAAUGAACACUACUAGUUCGCUUCACUUGAAAUUUCCUGAUUGCUUCCCUUUAUUUUUCCUCAAAGUAAAUUGAAGAUGUCCUCCAGCCGUUUUAUAUGUUAUGUACAUACAUUUUUCCAAGUUAUAAUCACUUCUUUUCUUUCUCUCCUAGCCAGGGCUUUGAUAAGGCAAUGAAUGAAAAGAGGAACAUAUCUAAGAUUAUUUCAUCCUUUUUCCCCCUUUUUGAAAGGGACAAUCACACUCACAAAGUUCCCCCUUCAAAAAGGAAAAAAAAAAAAAAACCAUUGCAAACCCUCUGCAUUGGGGGAGGAGAACUCACACACUCUCACAAACCCACCUAGGGGUUGAAUCAGCAAUCUCCCUUUUUUGCGGCACUGAGCCAUUGGCAAUCUAAGAUUGUUUCAAUCAAUAACAGUUCAAUUUCAGAGCUAGUUUCAAUUU
Molecule: messenger RNA, 1346 nt
Organism: Prosopis cineraria
Lineage: Eukaryota; Viridiplantae; Streptophyta; Magnoliopsida; Fabales; Fabaceae
Product: pathogenesis-related thaumatin-like protein 3.5
Exons: 3
Coding region: 12-878 (288 amino acids)
Biological process (GO): defense response
Cellular component (GO): extracellular region
Source: RefSeq, a predicted model, not a curated record